This is a messenger RNA of Aspergillus novofumigatus IBT 16806, 1170 nucleotides long. Its product is annotated as acetyltransferase spyB. Gene Ontology annotation, biological process: lipid metabolic process. The record is from RefSeq and is a predicted model, not a curated record. The coding region runs from base 1 to 1170 and encodes 389 amino acids. The transcript has 4 exons. NCBI's taxonomy places the organism in Eukaryota, Fungi, Ascomycota, Eurotiomycetes, Eurotiales, Aspergillaceae.
AUGUAUGGAAGAGAGCGUAGGGUCCUCGAGGCCCUUUUGUAUGCCAUUCCUUUCCUUCUUGCCCAGAAUUUAGUGCCUGCCAUUGUGGUCCUGAGGACGGAAGAGAACUCAGUCCCCAGGUACUUGUGGAUUUUCUGCUUUUUUACGGUGAUCAUCCAGGGCUUCAAUCUUGUCUUGAUCAACCCGCUGGACAAGAACGAACUUCUUGAGACAAAGAUUAUCCAUCCGAGAGAUGAUUUCCCGCGAAAGACAUACAAAGUUGCUCGUCUGUUUACGUAUUUGCGGGGCGUGCGAACACCAUGGCAGGUGAAAGGGGUCCCAUCGCACCCGGCAUACCUCGCACGACAGCCGAAAGCCCCAAUCUCUCGCACUGCAUUCUUGAUAAGACAGGCUGCUAUCGUGGCGUGGCUGUACUUAUACCUGAAUUGCGCAAACUAUCUAGCUGAUGGAAACUUAUCACCACUGUCAAAGCCCAUUUGUGGCCUAGGAUACCUCCGCGUUUCCAUGGAGGAAUGGCGAACUCGAAUUAUGAUCUCGCAGAUGUUCUGGUUUGCGUUCUUGCGGGCAGCUGUGGAUAUUGACUAUCGCACCGCGUCUAUUCUGAGUGUUGGCAUAGGCCUAGACGCUCCGGAGGACUGGCCACCGCUGUUUGGUCGUGCAAAACAAGCCUACACUCUCCGUAAUUUCUGGGGUACAUAUUGGCACCAGAUGUUCCGAUGGCCGUUCACCGCGACAAGCAACUACCUGGCCCGGGAGCUUAUGGCUCUCCCUAGGCCGUCGUUGCUCGAACGAUAUACCAACAUCUUCUUUGUCUUUCUCGUUUCAGGCGUGAUGCAUGUCAUGUCCGACCUAUUCAUGGGCAUUUCUAUGAGCCAGUCGACUUCUCUUGUCUUUUUCUGCUCCAUGGCUGACAGCCAUCGUCCUGGAAGAGCAUCCACCGUCGACAGUGAUGGAUGUGCUGUGCCUUGCUGGCGUAAGCUUGUGGGGUUCAUCUGGGUGUGUAUCUGGCUUACCCUCACGACUCCGGUCUGGCUGUACUCUUUGCAGACGAUAAAAGAAAAGAGUUCGUUUCUUGUCAAUAUUCCGGAGCUUGUUGGUGCACGCACAGCUAUUGCGAUGACUGUUGGCGGAGGUCUUUUGGUGAAAUGUAUUUUUCGCGGAGAGCUUUAG